Molecule: messenger RNA, 612 nt
Organism: Protobothrops mucrosquamatus (brown spotted pit viper)
Lineage: Eukaryota; Metazoa; Chordata; Lepidosauria; Squamata; Viperidae
Gene: RAB30
Product: RAB30, member RAS oncogene family
Exons: 4
Coding region: 1-612 (203 amino acids)
Biological process (GO): Rab protein signal transduction
Cellular component (GO): trans-Golgi network
Molecular function (GO): GTPase activity; GTP binding
Source: RefSeq, a predicted model, not a curated record
AUGAGUAUGGAAGAUUAUGACUUUCUCUUCAAAAUAGUUUUAAUCGGGAACGCUGGUGUGGGGAAGACCUGCUUAGUGCGACGGUUCACACAGGGACUUUUCCCACCGGGCCAAGGAGCCACCAUUGGGGUUGACUUUAUGAUUAAGACAGUGGAGAUAAAUGGCGAGAAAGUAAAGCUGCAGAUCUGGGACACAGCGGGGCAAGAAAGGUUUCGUUCCAUUACGCAGAGCUAUUAUCGCAGUGCCAACGCGUUGAUCCUGACCUAUGACAUCACCUGCGAAGAGUCCUUCCGGUGCCUCUCCGAAUGGCUACGGGAAAUUGAGCAAUAUGCUAGCAAUAAAGUCAUCACCGUCCUAGUUGGAAACAAGAUUGAUUUGUCCGAUAAGCGAGAAGUCUCCCAACAAAGAGCUGAAGAGUUUUCCCGAGCCCAGGAUAUGUACUAUCUGGAGACGUCCGCAAAAGAAUCCGAUAACGUGGAAAAACUGUUUUUGGACUUGGCUUGUCGGCUGAUCAGCGAAGCGAGGCAGAACACCCUGCUGAACAAUGUGGAGUCUCCCUUGCCGGGCGAAGGGAAAAGUAUCAGCUAUUUGACUUGUUGCAAUUUUAACUGA